Phlebotomus argentipes is the source of this 1817-nucleotide messenger RNA. RefSeq names its product phosphorylase b kinase gamma catalytic chain, liver/testis isoform (gene PhKgamma). Bases 319 to 1581 code for a protein of 420 amino acids. The transcript has 8 exons. Gene Ontology annotation, biological process: protein phosphorylation; glycogen biosynthetic process. Gene Ontology annotation, molecular function: ATP binding; calmodulin binding; phosphorylase kinase activity. Gene Ontology annotation, cellular component: phosphorylase kinase complex. NCBI's taxonomy places the organism in Eukaryota, Metazoa, Arthropoda, Insecta, Diptera, Psychodidae. The record is from RefSeq and is a predicted model, not a curated record.
AUCUCACUUCUCCACGCGAAAUUCCUCAAUUUUCCCUGGAUUCUCGCAGAAAACAGCGUGAAAAGCACUUCAACCGGCGGCAGAGACACCGUAAAUGUGGAAAGUGCUCAAAUGGAGGUGCGUAAUAGUGUGCAAAGUGGCGAAAAUCCAUCUCACUGAGGAGCAGUUUUAACCUUUUUCUGACAUUGAAAAAAAGUGUCGCAGCCGCGUGAAAGGGGUGGUGAAAAUUCAUGAAAAGUGCGUGAAAAGUGAACAGUCCACGCGUGGGCGAUCGCUCGGGGCCCGCCACAGACAUUCGCCAAGAUAGGUAGGAGUAGGAUGGCCAAAGACACCGAGGAGGAGGACGACUUUCUGCCGGACAAAGAUGCCGCCAAGGGCUUCUACGCCAAGUACGAGCCGAAGGAGAUCCUGGGCAGAGGCAUCAGCUCCACAGUCCGGCGGUGCAUCGAGAAGGAGACUGGUCGGGAGUUCGCUGCCAAGAUCAUCGACUUGGGCGCCGAGGGAGCCACGGAGGCGUCAGCACACCAGAUGCUGGACGCGACACGGCAGGAGAUUUCCAUCUUGCGCCAAGUGAUGGGACAUCCGUACAUCAUCGAGCUGCAGGAUGUGUUCGAGUCGGACGCGUUCAUCUUCCUGGUGUUCGAGCUGUGCAAGAACGGCGAGCUGUUUGACUAUCUCACCUCCGUCGUGACACUGUCGGAGAAGAAGACGCGAUAUAUAAUGAGACAAGUAUUCGAGGGUGUGGAGUACAUUCAUGCUGCUAACAUUGUGCAUAGAGACUUGAAGCCGGAGAAUAUUCUGCUGGACGACAGUUUGAAUGUGAAAAUAACAGAUUUUGGCUUCGCCAAGCAUCUGGAGCAGGGACAGAAGUUGUUCGAUUUAUGCGGCACUCCUGGAUAUUUGGCGCCCGAGACGCUCAAGUGCAGCAUGUUCGAAGAUGCUGCCGGAUACUCGAGAGAAGUGGACGUUUGGGCGUGCGGAGUGAUAAUGUUCACACUCCUCGUGGGCUGUCCGCCGUUCUGGCAUCGCAAGCAGAUGGUGAUGCUGCGGAAUAUCAUGGAGGGGAAGUACAGUUUCACAUCUCCGGAAUGGGCAGACAUUUCAGAGGAUCCCAAAGAUUUGAUAAGAAAGUGCCUCGUGGUUGAUCCAGAGAAGCGCAUUACAGUGCACGACGCUCUUCGUCAUCCAUUCUUCAAUACAGUUCUUUUUGAGCAAGACAUUGGAACACUUAAACGAAGUCUCUCGUCAAAAUCAAGGAGGUUCAGUCGUAUAUCAGAAAUAGCACUGAAGAGGAGGCAGAGUUUAUUCAAUGCCAGAAAGAAGUUCCUUUACGCCAUCCUCUGUGUGCGGGCUGUGGUGCGAAUCAGACGAUUGAGGUUCACGGCUGAGCCGCUCAAAGUGGAAGAGGCCCUCAAGGAUCCUUACAGAGUUAAGGUGCUGAGAAAGGUGAUCGACGGCUGUGCCUUCCGCGUGUACGGUCACUGGGUGAAGAAGGGCGAGGGACAGAAUAGAGCGGCGCUCUUCGAGAAUAUGCCACGCACGGAGCUGCACACACUCUAUAUCAAUAAUCUAAGUCGAUAGAGUAGAGACGCGAGAGGGAGAAAGAAGAGCAAUAGGAAAGGAUUAGGAUAAAUGCAGGAAGUGUGCUCAAACGUCACGAAUUGUCCCUGAAAUUGUGGGGAUUCUAGUGUGAACGACAUCUCACAUGUUUUUAUGAAUUAUUAUUUAUAGUGAAAAGUAUCUGUAAUUUAUUUAAAUUGAUGAAAAAGACAGAAGACAUGAAAAUCUCUUCUUAAUCAAUGCGCUAAAAUACUUAA